GAAGUGGUCAGUGCGUUGUUUGUACUAAUCUAAGAAUAGACUCAUUACAAUCCAUCAAAAUGUUUUCAUUAGUGUGAUAACAGAUAUGUUGCUACGCUGAUUAGAAAAAUAUUUUCACAGCGCAAAUGUAUUCACUCGUUCACCAUGUUUAAGAUGAUACUACUCACCGUAUUAUUCCUCUCGGGAUUUUGUAUUAAUUGUUAUUUUUGUGCGGCAAUUAGAGACGAGGCACCGCAGUGUGGUUACCAAUCUUGUCAUCCACUAAAAGAUGGUUUCAUCAACAUCCAUCUCGUCCCGCACACCCACGAUGAUGUUGGUUGGCUAAAAACCGUAGACGAAUACUACUACGGUGCCAACAAUUCCAUCCAAAAUGCCGGCGUUCAAUACAUUAUCGAUUCUGUUAUUGACGAACUCAAAAAAGACACCAACAGAAGAUUUAUUUAUGUGGAGACGGCGUUCUUCUGGAAAUGGUGGAUCCACCAAGACGAUUACGUUAAACAUCAAGUCAAAACUUUUAUCAAUAAUGGCCAGUUGGAGUUUAUCGGAGGCGGCUGGACCAUGAAUGAUGAAGCUGCAACCCAUUAUCAAUCCACUAUUGAUCAAAUGACAUGGGGCUUAAGGAAACUUAACGACACAUUUGGUGAAUGCGGUCGUCCCAAAAUUGGAUGGCAAAUUGAUCCCUUCGGCCACAGUCGUGAAAUGGCGUCAAUCUUUGCCCAACUGGGCUUCGAUGGGUUAUUCUUGGGUCGCAUAGAUUACCAAGAUAAGGAAAAAAGGUUUACCAGCAAAACCCCCGAGAUGGUUUGGAAGGGCAGUGCCAAUUUAGAAAAAGCUGACAUAUUUACCGGAGUCUUGUACAAUAAUUACGCACCCCCAAGAGGUUUCUGCUUUGAUAUUCUAUGUGAAGACGAACCUUUAGUUGACGAUAAGAGAAGCCCACUUUAUAAUAUCGAACGAAAGGUUGACGAUUUCUUUGCAUACCUAAAAAAUGCGUCUGAAACUUACACCACACCUAAUGUUCUUCUCACCAUGGGAGAAGAUUUUAAUUAUCAAGAUGCACACACUUGGUUCAAAAAUUUGGACAAACUCAUCUACUAUGCAAACCUGAGACAAGCAAAUGGUUCAAAAUACAACCUCAUCUAUUCAACGCCUUCUUGCUACCUUAAAGCUGUUCACGACGCUAAUCAAAAGUUUGUUGAAAAAACAGACGACUUUUUCCCGUACUCUUCUGAUGGUAACUCCUUCUGGACUGGGUAUUUUACAUCAAGACCCACUUUGAAACGCUUUGAACGUCAAGCUAACAAUUUCCUACAAGUGUGUAAACAAGUUUAUGCUUUGGAUGAUUUGGGACCUGAAGAUUGGGUCGACUUAAACUCUCUGAGGGAAGCCAUGGGUAUCAUGCAGCACCAUGACGCUAUUACUGGUACAGAAAAACAACACGUGGCAGACGAUUAUGCCAGAAUUUUACAGGAGGGGAUUAACGAGUGCCAAUUUAUUGUAAACAGUGCGUUAAGUGAAAUUAUUACGGGUGAAAACAAUACAGAUCCGGAACCAGCCCCCAAAAUCGCCAUCAAUUCAUGCUGGUUCACCAACAUAAGUUCUUGUCCUUAUACUGAAAGUCAAGACAAUUUUGUAGUGACGGUGUAUAACCCCUUAAGCCGACCUGUCAUCAAGUACGUGCGCCUUCCUGUAUUAGGAGAAGCCUAUUCGGUUUCAGAUCCAAAAGGAAAUGAUAUAGAGGUUCAGUUAAUUCCUAUUGCCGAUCCCAUUUUGAAAAUCCCAGGACGGGAGAGCAAAGCCACAGUUGACCUAAUUUUUGUAGCCGAGGAAAUUCCCCCUCUUGGGUUCAAAUCAUACUCAGUAACUAAACAAGACGGAAAUAUGAUCAGUAAACCGGAAGAUAUCACAGAAAUCACAAGUGGUGACGGGGUGGUAGGAUUCGGCCUUGAUCCUCAAACAGGACUACUAAACAGAGUUAUAAUGAACGAACAAGCAAUUCCAAUCAGCCAAGAAUUUCUGUUUUAUGAAGGAAAUGUUGGAAAUAAUGAGGUUCCUACAAAUAGAUCAUCUGGGGCAUAUAUUUUCCGGCCAAUUCCGGGCAAAAACGCUACUGCUGUAGCUGAUAAAGUAGAUUUUUCGGUGUAUAGAGGUAACAUUUUAUCGGAAGUUCAUCAGGUCUUUGACGACUGGGUUAGUCAGAUUAUCAGGAUUUAUAAUAAAGAGAAGCUUAUAGAAUUCGAUUGGUUGGUCGGUCCGAUUCCUGACAAAGAUGUCAACGGAAAAGAGAUUAUUACCCGCUUUACAACAGAACUUUCCACUAACUCAGUCUUCUACACGGAUUCAAAUGGACGAGAAAUAUUAAAACGCGUGCGUAACUCACGUCCAACGUGGACUCUUAACCUUCAAGAACCCGUUGCUGGAAACUACUACCCCAUUACCUCCAAGAUAACUCUGGUGGAUGAAGCUAAAGAUUUGCAGUUGUCAGUUUUGACAGAUCGUGCUCAAGGAGGCAGCAGUUUAAGAGAUGGUGAGCUGGAGCUCAUGGUACACCGUAACUGCCUCCACGAUGACGCUUUUGGAGUAGCUGAAGCUCUCGUAGAAACAGCAUUUGGUGCAGGUUUAGUUGCCAGGGGAUCACAUUAUCUGGUUUUGGGUCCUCAUGCAAAUACAACAGGUGACGUUAGUACAAGCGCCCAAGAACGUGACAUAGCCCAGAGAAAAAUCCUAGAUUCUUGGGUACUCAUUUCGUCGCCUUACAACGACACCAAGUACCUAAAACAGUAUUCGGGACUGAAGCGAUCUCUACCCAACAACGUCCAAAUCUUAACCCUCGAGCCCUGGAAAGGUUUCAGCUUCCUACUGCGACUUGAACAUAUUUUAGAAAAAGGAGAAGACCCUAAACUAUCGCAACCGGCCGUCAUUGAUCUACGCAAUUUAUUCGGUCCUUUUGAAAUUUUGGACAUUCGAGAGACCACUUUAGCCGGCAAUCAGUGGUUGGACCAAAAUGAGAGAUUAGAGUUCCAAACUGUUGACGAUAGCGGACGGAAAAGCGGAAAACGAGCAGCUGUAAUUCAAGCACUCGACGAUUAUCAGAUCACCUUGAAUCCGAUGCAAAUCAGAACUUUUGUGAUUGAGAUUCAGAAGAAUUGAUUGUUUGUGUACACUUGAAAAUACCUACUCUAAACGAUAAGCUAGAGAUAUCUAAACUGUUACUAGGUGUGAAGUUUUAACAAUAAACGUAUAAAUAAAA
This is a messenger RNA of Zophobas morio, 3250 nucleotides long. Its product is annotated as lysosomal alpha-mannosidase-like. The transcript is spliced from 9 exons. NCBI's taxonomy places the organism in Eukaryota, Metazoa, Arthropoda, Insecta, Coleoptera, Tenebrionidae. The coding region runs from base 145 to 3150 and encodes 1001 amino acids. Gene Ontology annotation, biological process: mannose metabolic process. The record is from RefSeq and is a predicted model, not a curated record. Gene Ontology annotation, molecular function: carbohydrate binding; alpha-mannosidase activity. Gene Ontology annotation, cellular component: lysosome.